Messenger RNA from Pseudophryne corroboree (corroboree frog), 2940 nucleotides. RefSeq names its product chondroadherin-like. The transcript has 4 exons. Gene Ontology annotation, cellular component: extracellular matrix. NCBI's taxonomy places the organism in Eukaryota, Metazoa, Chordata, Amphibia, Anura, Myobatrachidae. Bases 115 to 1971 code for a protein of 618 amino acids. The record is from RefSeq and is a predicted model, not a curated record. Gene Ontology annotation, molecular function: protein binding.
AAAGCUGGAUAAUGACACUGCACUUGUACUGUCCUGUCCGUCCUAAACACAGCAGGGACUAGAUUCCUCCUCAGACCGGCUGCAGAAAGGUUUGCAGAGAACAGAUUGUUCACCAUGGUAUGGUCAUAUUUGAUCCUUAUGGCAGUACUGAUGAAGACCUGUGUUAUUUCACUGCCAACUGCACUGUGCCCCGAAAGAUGUACUUGCCUUCCUCUUCAGCGCCAUGUCCUGUGCUCCAAUGCCAACUUCACAUCCAUACCAUCUGAAAUACAGAACACCACAACAGAGCUUCACCUGCAAGACAACAACUUCUCGCUGCUCCAGUCGAGUUUUUUGAAGAAUCUGCCAGAUCUCAGAGCCCUCUACCUGAGCAAUUGUAACGUUGAAGACAUCCAGCCAGGUGCAUUCCAAGAAGUAACAGGCAUAGAACACCUGUACUUGGACAGCAAUGAGUUACACCGGAUUCAGGAGGGUACAUUUAGUAAUCUGAGCAAUUUGCUGUAUCUACAUCUGGAGAAAAACAAAAUUGAUUAUCUGCAUCCAGGUAUAUUUUCAGCUCUGAAUAAAUUGACUGCACUGUAUUUGAAUUUCAACUCAUUGACUGAACUAACUGACGGUUCCUUGAAAGGCUUGACCCAGCUACGCUGGCUUGAUUUAGGGUUCAAUGCACUCUCUAACAUAUCUCGGAAGGCCUUUGAGGAUGUGCCAUAUAUCCGCAAUCUGAAUUUGGAGAUGAACAAUCUGACCAGGGUUUCUUCCGCCAUUCGCAUCACAAGUAACCUUCAGAAGCUGCGAUUGAGUGGGAACAGAAUCAGAAAAUUGACAUCUAUUUCCUUGAAGUCUGUCAAAGAAUUGUAUCUGGACAACAUGGGACUGGAAAAAGCGUCAUCUUUAGCGUUCUCCAGAAUCCGCAUGCUUGAAGUGCUUGACUUGAGGAACAAUAGCUUGACGUCUCUCCCUGUGUCUCGAAUUAAGAGCAACACAAAGAUCUAUCUUAGUGGAAACCCUUGGAGAUGUGACUGCUCCAUCGUUGCUCUCUACGUCCGAUUAUUGUUGGGAGACAAGAAUAACCCACAGCAGCAAGUGCAGUGCCAAAGCCCCAAGGCUCUGGAGGGCAGAAGUCUAACUACAUUAAACAUAUUACACCUCAACUGCAAGUCGUUAACUGAAGAUUCCACAACGGCUACUCCAGGAAACUAUACUGAAGGCAAAUUGGUGAAUUCACCCCCCUCCGUGGCCGUUACCACUAGAGCACUUGUAACACCUUACAAAAUAUUCACACCAGCAACAUCGGUUUCUACUACAGUGAUAAAUAAGGUGGAUGAAGAUCCAUGUCUCGCAGAUUACAUAUCUAACGUUCUGGUGAAAUCGAUGGGUGAGGAGUCACUUCAGGUUUCUUGGUCGGUCUCCAGAACUUACAAAUCCUUUCAGAUUGUUUACUCUGCAGAUGAAGACAGAGGUACACUGCACAUUUUAGGGGAACCAAUGCAUGCCCAACUUUACCAUCUACAUCCUGGUACCAUCUACACAGUUUGCAUUGUGCCCCAAAAUAUAGACAUUGCGAAAUGCCAAAAGCCAAAACCCGGGCAGUGUGCAAAUGGUCAAACAGAUGACGUUCCAGAGCAGACCUAUCAUGUAAAUUCUCCACCCAGUACCAACAGCUCCCCCUUUGUGAUUAUUGGGUCCUUUAUGGCUGUCGUGGUGCUGGUGGCAGCUGUUUGCUUCAUUCUAUAUACUAGGCGCACCAAUAACUUUCAGUUCCAACGUUAUCAUGAUGAAGAUGGAAUAGAUGGCGGAAGGAAGCAGGAAACUGAUCCAGACAAAUGGGAUGAUGUGUAUGAGAAUGUUGAUGAAGACCGACAUAUUUAUGUCACUGCAUCCAGCUUAUGGGGAAUGGAUAAUGAAAAACUUGAUUGUAGCUUAGCCGACUCCGUACCCUUACCUUCAUGUCCAAAGUAUGUUACUCUCUGAUUCUCGCUAACAUUGUACCGAGAAUACUAAAACAGUCAGUGCAAAUUUAGGUUACACUUUGGGGAUCAUGAACCAAAUAAAUUACAUACAAUGAACUGAAACAGAAAGCAAAACUGGACCUGUCCAGAAGAGCUUACGAUCUAAAAGGUGUAAGGGUCACUUGAUACAUAAAUAGCAGUGUAAAAGAUGCAAUUGCUGAUGGGGAAUGUGUAGCAUUAUCAGCCGCCAGUAAUAAAGCAGUCAUUAGUGAGUGUUGUUUCUGUGCAGCUACCAGUAGAGUCUAACCUCUGCAAUAAAGGCGGACAGUGGAAGACGGAAACACAUAAAACAUCAACGAGUCACUUUAGUAUUCUUGAGACGCAUAGCUGUCCCUCGCCAUUUGCCUUAACUGUGCGUCCUUCCACUGCUGGUUUUACAGGAGGCUGUUGUUCUGUAUGAGCACUCUUGUGAUUACCAUCAACUUUGGAGUGCCUUUGAAUCUGAUGUUUUCCUAUUGUGUCAUGUUUGCUGCUGGAAAAACCUAACAAGGAAAAAGGAAAGCAAAAACAGUGACCGUUUACAGUAUUAGGGGGAGAUUCAAAUAUUUGCAAAGUCAGUUGGGAAUUUGUUUUUUCCUCUCUAAUAGACAGGAAAAAACAGACACCCAACCAACUUUUCAAACAUUUGAAUCCCCCCCUUAGACUUUCUCAUAGAAACAAAGAUUAGGGAAUUAGCAGUUAAAUACACACAUUCACAAACAUUACUCCCCUGCUUCACCUAGUAGUAGGCAACCUAAGGUUACUUGUGUGUCCUAAUGCCUUCUGCGUGUUAUCUGCAGCAGGAAGAUUCUGCUCGCACCCUAUGGAGAGUAAUGUGAGUGUGUUUAAUUGAAUCCAUCCAUUAUGCCUGUAAAAUAUAUCACCUGCAAAACACAUGCAAAAUAUUUUUCAUUCCAUUUUCACUACUCCAGAAAUAAAGAUUUGAAAUAAA